Drosophila ficusphila is the source of this 8141-nucleotide messenger RNA. It is a transcript of the gene Ac13E, whose product is annotated as adenylate cyclase type 9. Gene Ontology annotation, molecular function: adenylate cyclase activity. The record is from RefSeq and is a predicted model, not a curated record. Lineage: Eukaryota; Metazoa; Arthropoda; Insecta; Diptera; Drosophilidae. Gene Ontology annotation, biological process: intracellular signal transduction; adenylate cyclase-activating G protein-coupled receptor signaling pathway; cyclic nucleotide biosynthetic process.
UCGAAGUCGCGGGUGGAGGACGUUCGGCGGGAAAACACCAGCAACUCAAAAACUCAGAAACCAAAAAUCCAAAUAAACUUAAAUAACUACAACCAAUCUUAGACAAAACAAAACUUAAAAAAAAAAGAAGAACGUGUGAUAAGAACAGCAGAAACAACAGCAACAACCAAAGCUUACUUUUGAUUUUCGAGCGUGUGUGUUUGGAUUUAUUUCUUUGCCAUAUAAAUUCGUGCAAUCCGAAAACCCAAAAACCAUAAUAACAACAACUAAAACGUGGUUAAAAAAUUCGUUGUUUUUUUGGUUUCACUUUUUUUUACUGUGCGUUCGAGUGUGUGUGUGUGUGUGUAUUAGUUUGUUUGCUUUUUAAUUAGUUCGACUCUUGUUUUGAUUUUUGUCUUUUUUUUUGUGUACGAGAUCGCUGUUUUGUGUUUCAGCAGAACAGAAACAACUAAAACCGAAACGAGAGCGAAAACAAGCAUGUGGCAGCCAUGAGGCAGCAGCGUUUUAAUCGCUGCCAGCUGUUAUUAUGCCCGGCCACUUGUUGCAGGCAUUCAUGAUGCAACUGCGGCAACAGCAAGCGGCACAACGAACUCGAUUCAAGUCUUUGGCGGGCCUCAACCAAAAACACUCAUACGCCAUGUGGGCGUUCGGAGGCGAUCGGUGGAUGAUGUUGCAUGAACACCAGAUAACAACAACAAUAACAACAACAACAACAACGACAACAGCAAUCGCAACGGGCGCCACAAUGGCCCACGGCCAAGGCUAAGGUGGCUAUUCGCCACAUCCACAGCCACAGCCACAAAAAGCCAGAAGCAACAGCAGCAGCAGCACCACCAACAAAAUACUAAUACAACCACCAUUGCCACCAGCCCCUACAACAACAACUAGAACAACAACUAGAACAACAAAAACAAGAAGGAGAACAACAAAAAGCAACAACGACAAGAACAACCAACUGAAACAUCAACAAAAGUUGAAGAAUUCCGUUGAACUCAAACGAAACAAAACAUCAACAAAAUGUCUGAGUCACGCCGACAAUCGGUGAGCUCGAGGGCGAUGCCGCCGGGCGUUUUGGCCAACGAUAGCCGGGCCAACUCCACCGAUGACAUCCAGAUCGCCUUGGCGCCGCACAUCCAGACGUACUUGAGCCAAACGGGUCGGCGGCACUCCUGCUGCAGCGUCAUGCUGCCGGUGGCCUUCGAGCGGGCUGCGGCCAAGUCCUGGCUGGAUCCCAAGUUCGAUUCCCCCGUUCUGGAGGAGCAGUACCAGGCCAGCGUCUUUCCCCACGUCCGCAUGCGAUACAGGUUCACCCUCUCGUACAUCCUGCUGUGCUCGCUGAUGUGGUGCCUGUACUUCGUGGUGGACGGCGGAUCGGAGGACUUCUGGCGCCCCAUCUCCAGCUCCUUCUCGAUGCUCUCGCUGGUGACGAUAAUGGCGCUGUGCUUCACCCACUGGGACCUGUACAGGGAGCACCGGACGGUGACCUCCGCGGUGACAGCGCUGAUGCUCUGCGGCGCCUCGCUGGCAUUCCUCACCUACACCGGCAGGGCGUUCAGUCCGCUGGGCCACUUCGCCAUCUGCCUGGAGAUCGUCCUGCUGAUCUACACCGCCCUGCCAAUGCCGCUCUGGUUGGGCGCCAGCACGGCCAUCAGCUACUCCAUCGCCUUCGAGAUGGUCUCCCACAUGGUAAUUGGUUGCAGUGCCAUUCACGGAGGAGCCAUCCACGCUGGCGGGGUGGCGGCUGAAGGAGCUGAGGGAGCGGGGGUGGCGGGUGUUCCGAGCACCGGAGAUCCCAGCAACAGAAUCCUCGUCCUGCGCAUAAUGGCCCACCUGAGUGUCCAUUUGGUCGGGGUGCAUGUGCUCAUCAUGAAUUUGGUGCGCAUGCGCGGCACCUUCAUGAAGGUGGGUCAAAAUCUCCUCGUGCGCCGCCAACUGGAGAUGGAGAAGCAGCUGAAGGAGAAGAUGAUCCACUCGGUGAUGCCUCCCAAGGUGGCUGAUAUGCUGUUGAACGAGGGAGGUCCUUCGGGCUUGGAUUCCGGCGGAAUGCCACCGGAAUCGCAUUACAUGCGACCCAGAGCCUCCAACGAUGUGAAGUCCCUGUUUCGUCCCUUCCACAUGCACAGCAUGGAGAACGUGAGCAUUCUGUUCGCGGACAUCGUCGGAUUCACCAGGAUGUCCUCGACGAAGACGGCCGAGCAGCUGGUGGAGAUCCUCAACGAUCUGUUCGAGCGAUUCGACGAUCUCUGUUCGCUGAGUGGCUGCGAGAAGAUCUCCACGCUGGGCGACUGCUACUACUGCGUUUCGGGGUGCCCGGAGCCUCGGGCGGAUCACGCCAUCUGCUGCGUGGAAAUGGGCCUGGGGAUGAUCGACGCCAUGCGCUGCUUCGAUGCCCAGCGACACGAGGGCGUCAAGAUGCGGGUGGGCGUCCACACGGGCACCGUUCUCUGCGGGAUCGUGGGCACCCGACGGGUCAAGUUCGAUGUCUGGAGCAACGACGUCAGCCUGGCCAACAAAAUGGAAUCCUCGGGGAAACCGGAGCAGGUGCACAUUUCGCAGGAGACCUCCAGCUUCCUGGGCGAUGCCUACUAUUUGGAGGAGGGCGAGGAGGUUUUCGGUCACCGCACCUACUUUGUAGUGGGUCGCCGUCGCGACUUCACCCGGACGAACAGCCUGAGUCCCAGCAUGCCGGCCAAUGGAGCGGGCAGCUCCCUGCUCCUCCCGGGAGCCCAUGGAGCGUCGCUCUCGCAGAGCGCCACCAAUGUGUCGGCGGUGCAGCCGAACGUGCCGCCUGCCUCGCCGGUGGGCCAGCUCUCCAGCUCGCUGAACCCCUCGCCAGUGCUCUCCAUGAGACCCAGGUUGACCUCCUUGAGCAUGAAGCUCCGCAAGAAGUCGCAGAGCAGGGAGCGCGACGUGGAAAGGGGCAUCAUCCAUCCGGCGGCGGCGGGGGUGCCACCAGUGAUUGUGGUUAGGGAGCGACCCAAGAUCAUCAUCACCACGAAAUCCCUGCCGGGCAGUCUGGACUCGGAUGAGCAAAUGCCGGGGAGUCCCUUGCCAGUUCAGGUGAAUCCUCCAGCCAGCGAAACGCGAUCGAAGAUCAAGUUGAAGGUGUGGAAAGUGCCGCGGUUUCUCAAGCGAUUCGAGGAUCUGACCAGCAGGCACAGCAGUUCCAGCAGCUCCACCACCACCACCGCUCACCAGGAGCGGGAGCGGGAGAGGGAGAGAGAGAAGGAGAGGGAGAGGGAGAGGGAGAAGGAGGAGCUGCACCACCAGAGCCACUUGAAUCCGGAGGAAACGCUCGCCUUCAUGGACAGUCAACUGCAGAAUGGCAACGGCUGUGGUUACCAGCAGCUUCCCGUUCUGGUGGAGACCUCCAGCCACCGCACCCAAACCCUGGACAUUCCGCCCGCUCGUCCGGUGCUCCACCAUGCGGCCACCUCGACGGCACUGGCGAGCAGUGUGCUCCGAUCCCCGGAAGCGGGAACGGGAACGGGAACGGGAACGGGCUGCUGCUCCCCCGGCCAGUACUCCAUGUACGACGACAUCAUCGAUGUGCGAUCCUACAUCAGUCAGUCGCGCAGCGACAUAUCUCCCUUCGGCCGAUCGGGGAGCUAUAGGUCGCAGUGCGGCCGGCAAUACGGGGGAGCAAACGGAGGUGGGACAGGAAAUGGAGGAGGAACAGGAGGAGCUGGUACCUCCCAGGCAGCCACAUCAAAUACAGUGGAGCAGUCGCCACUGCCUCGUCCGCGAGCUUCAACUUUGGCCACCGGGAGACCCACACCGAAUAGCCUGGAACCAGGAACCUCCUCCACGAGUCCCAGCUGUCUGCCUGCUCCUAGCAACUCCGGCGGAGGAGCUGGGAUCUUUCCACCCUCGCACUCCCGCCAGUCGAGCAUCUGCCCCUCGGCGACAUCUCGCAAGGAUUCGGGGAUCAAGAGCAACUCGAGGAGGUCCUCGAUUCAGCAGCAGAUCUACGCCCUCAACCAGUCGGCGAUUAGCCAGCACCGAGUGUCCGGCUACUUCACCAGCUCCACCUCGAGCAUCUCCAACUUGGGCGAUGCCCAGGCGAUGGGACUCCCGCUGGCCGCCCAGCCACCGCCGCCGCCGCUCCUGAUGCCCGCGUGCUCCUCGCAGAUGGCGGAUCCCCUGGCCGCCUGCCUGCAGCAGCUGCGCAAGCAGUCCGAUCUCCAGCUGAUCCGCUGCGUGCGGGACAACGCCAGGUCGCAGCGGAGCUACCUGGUGAAGCCGCCGCUCCGGAGGUUCAGCCUGUACUUCAAGUCGCGCCAGUUGGAGCGGGACUUCCGCUCGAAGGCCCAUCGCUUUGGGGCGGAGAACGAGACGGAGGGACCGCCGACUCUGGCCACUCCCAGGUACAACACCUACAUCGAUAUCUUCGUGGGCAUUGCCGUGUACCUCUGCAUCUCCGCCUCGCUCUUCCUGAUGACCCAGAACACGGUGAGUCCGAGCUUCCGCCUGUGGGUGACGCUCUUCUCCUGCUUCACGGCCAUCCAGGUGUUCGCCCUGUUCCUGUUCACCCGCCAGAUGUGUCGCCGGCAGAGCGGCAGCAGCGUGAGCCAUCGCCUGCGAUCCAAGUCCACCACCAGCGAGGACCUGGAGCGUGAGGAGCGAUCCGCUCCGGUUGCUCCGCGCUUCGAAUCCUGUGCAGAUCGCAUCUUCGAGGCCAUCUCCAGUUGGUAUCCCUGGCACAUCUGCUUGGCUGUGCUGAUGGCCAUGCCCGUUCUGCUGAUCAUCGCCAACUUUCUGCUGCUGGACCUGGAGCAACUGGAGGCCUUUGAGUACCACUACGGCUUCCUGAUCUUCGUGUGCAUCGUCCACUUCUGCAACUUUACGCAGCUCAACUGCUGGGUUCGCAAUGUCCUGGCCUUCUUGGCUGCCCUCUGCUUCAUUGGGAUUGCGGUGUCGCAGUUGAUGGUCUACAGCCACAAUCGAAGUGACCAGCAGCAGGAUCAGCCGGAUCAGCCGGAUCAGCCGGAUCAGCCGGAUCAUCGGGAUCACGAGGCAUCGAACUUCAUACAGGAGAUCAAGUGGUUUCAGGACUACCACGUGGAGAUCUACUUGGAUUUGCUGCUCAUCCUGGUUCUGGUUUGGUUCCUCAAUCGCGAGUUCGAGAUUGGUUAUCGGUUGACUUUCUAUGGGAAUGCGGUGGCCAACCAGGACAAGGUCCGAGUGCAGAACAUGAAGAACCAGGCGGACAUGCUGCUCCACAACAUCAUUCCGAAGCACGUGGCCGAGCAUCUGAAGAACACCGCCAAGUACUCGGAGAAUCACCACAAUAUAGCCAUUAUCUUCGCCUCGAUCGUCAAUUUCAACGAGAUGUACGACGAGAGUUACCUGGGUGGCAAGGAGUUCCUGCGGGUUCUCAACGAACUGAUCGGAGAUUUCGAUGAACUGCUGUCGCGUCCGGAAUUCCGAGCCGUGGAAAAGAUCAAGACAAUCGGCUCGACUUUUAUGGCCGCCAGUGGACUGGAUCCUUCGCAUCGCGGAAGCGGCGAUGAGCACAUCCACACCCUCAUGGAGUUCUCGAUUGCCAUGCAGGAGGUGGUGGAUGCCUUCAACAAGGAUCUGCUGGAGUUCAAUCUGAUCCUGCGGAUCGGCAUGAACAUUGGCGAUGUGACCGCUGGAGUGAUUGGAACGAGCAAGCUCUACUACGACAUUUGGGGCGAUGCGGUGAAUGUGGCUUCGAGGAUGGACUCCACUGGCCUGCCGAAUCGCAUCCAGGUGGGCAAGGACUGUCUGCCCUUCCUCGCCAAUCGCUACGAGUUCGAGCCGCGCGGCAGUGUCUAUGUGAAGGGCAAGGAUCACAUGGAGGUGUUCCUCUACACGGGACGCAGGGAGAAGCCGCUGGAGGCGGUGGACCAGCAGCUGCUGCUCAACAAGCUGGAUCACUUGGAUCGCGACAAGCAGGAGUACGAGGAGCAGGAGGAGGACGACGAGGAGGAGCAGGAGGAGGAGCAGGAGGAGGAGCAGGAGGAUGAGGAGGAGGACGACGACUUGCACUCCAGUGAGACGACCACGCUCUUCAAGUCGCACGAAUCGCUGCACGCCAAUGGUGGCACCACCAUUUCCCUUGCCAACAACAACAACAUCAACAACAACAACAUUGCCACAACAGCAGCAACAACGACAACCACAAACAACAACUCAAUGCCACUGGAAACCUAGGAAAAUUGCCAAAGACAACAACAACAACAACAACAUCCGAAAAGAAAAGAAAAGAAAAGAAAGGAAACUGAAGAGGGUAAAAAGCACUUGAGAAAUGGUUUCAAAAUUGCAUUUAAUGACUCUAACGUUUGGAGCAAGUUUUCCAUGGCUAAAAAAAGAAAACUGAGUUGUGUUGGCCAGAAAAAAAAAAAAGAAAGAAACCAAAACGGAAAAAAAACCAGAGGAUAUAGAAGAUGGAAGGGCGGGGGAUCUUAGAGAGGGGAACAUCGUGGUUGGAAAAAAAAAAGAAAAAAAAAUAAGAAAAGUAAGAAAGAACAACCGUGUUUUUUGUGAUAUAAAUGAAUAUGAAUAGAUAGAAAAGUUAGGAACGAUAGAAUCGGGUUAAAGUUGCUAGAGAUUGGGUUGAUUGAUUCAGCGAUUGAUUGACUAAUCGAUUGAUUGUUGUUUUUAGCAUUUUGGGGAGCUUAAAGACGAUGCAGAGAUAUCUACGAAUAUCCAGCAGAGACCCCAAAAAGAAUAUUCUAUAUAAAUUGAAAUGUAUUUAAUUGUACUAGCCAGUUGAUACAUCUGAAAACCAAACGAAAUGCUUUCUUUCCCUUCUACCACUGUUUUUUUUUUUACUAGCUGUAACUAAACUAAAUUAAACUAAUGGAAAUGCGUGGCUUUAAAUGGUAGUAGCGAAAUAUUAAUGUGGAUUGUAUGUAGUUUCAAUGUACCAUAGAGUUAACCGAUAUAUAUUAUAUAUAUGAAUAAGUAACUAAAUAACAAUUUUUUUUGAGCCAACGAAUGGAUAUUACCUGUAUGUAUUUGCUGUUGUUCAAUGUUGAUCAAUACGUGUAUAUAAAUGUAUGUAGCUAAAGUUAAACGAAAGUGUCUCGCAGACGAGGGUCUGCUGCCAUAAAAAAUCGUUGGUUAGGUUUGGUCAGCAAGGGUUAAAUAAUACAACAAUUAAAAUGAUUUUAAACCACUUUUUACCCUUUUUUUUUGUUCGCCCGAUUUUUGCUAUGAUAUUGCAGUUUUCCGAGCAAGGGUUAAGUCUUGAAAAGACUUUAACUUUUUGAAAGAGUAAAAAUAAUACUGUUAAACCGGGUUAUAACGCUAUUAUACAUGCGGCUUUUACAGAAGUUGAUAGAACAGCAAACAACCGAAAAGUAUGCACCAAAAUGCUUGCCACACACACACACACAGACACACACUAAGACAGGCACUCACCCACCAAAAAAGCUUUCACCCACACUCACUCGCCAACUUCCACACACACUGAGAAAAAUCAUUUUGUAAGCCUUUUGUAUAAUUUUUUUAUACAAAGGCACCUUUUGUGCAAUGAAACUUUGCCUCUUUCUAACGGUAAACUUAAGCAAAACUCUAUUUCCGCCACGAAAACUGAAAUGAAUUAAAACGAAUAAAAAUGAAGAAGCAUCAAAAUCAGCGAAAAUAUAUAACAAUGUAAACGUGUAUGUGUAUCGAAACCUAUGGACCCUAUUGUAUUUUUAUAUAAACAAAACAAGUAUUUUCUACUAAUUUAUUGAACAAAACUAAAACACAGAGACGUACAUUUUUUUCUUGUCUUUUUGAAACAUCUAAAUGUACAUACUACAUGAUAUAUAUAUAUAUACAAAUAUAUAUACAAUACAUGUAUUUAUAUUUAUAAUUGUAUAUUUUUAUAAAACAGAAACUGAACAGCAAAAAAAUAAGGGGAAGAGCGAAUGAUAUUUACGAAGAGUCUAGAUCCUGUUUACGAUGUGUAGAAAUGUUUAUAUGUUGUUAACGCUGAAAUCCCAACAGCAGCCAUCGAUGGCCAUAACCAUUGUAAGUGGAUCGUGUCCUACGUGUGUUUUAGCAAACGAUUUCAAAGAGUUUAUCGAAGUGUUAUAGGCAAACCUACUAAGCGAGAUGUGUAGAAAUAAACAAAACAAAAAAAAUAAACAAAAGGCAGCAGUCUUAUAUUGUAUGUACUUAAA